ACUUGGCGGCGCCCCGAGCCGGGCGAGCCGGGGCGCGCCUCCCCCGCCGCGCGCCUCCUGCAUGCGGGGCCCGAGCCCCGGGCGCCGGCCGGAGCCCCCCCCGGCCGCCCCCGCGCCCCGCGCCGCGCCGCCGCGCCGUCCAUGCACCGCUUGAUGGGGGUCAACAGCACCGCCGCCGCCGCCGCCGCCGGGCAGCCCAAUGUCUCCUGCACGUGCAACUGCAAGCGCUCUUUGUUCCAGAGCAUGGAGAUCACGGAGCUGGAGUUCGUGCAGAUCCUGGUCAUCGUGGUGGUGAUGAUGGUGAUGGUGGUGGUGAUCACCUGCCUGCUCAGCCACUACAAGCUGUCGGCGCGCUCCUUUAUCACCCGGCACAGCCAGGGCCGCAGGCGGGACGACGGCCUCUCCUCGGAAGGGUGCCUGUGGCCCUCGGAGAGCACGGUGUCAGCUGGAGGAAUCCCAGAGCCGCAGGUCUAUGCCCCACCUCGGCCCGCUGACCGCCUGACCGUGCCGCCCUUCGCCCCCCGGGACCGCUUCCACCGCUUCCAGCCCACCUACCCCUACCUGCAGCACGAGAUCGACCUGCCGCCCACCAUCUCACUGUCUGACGGAGAGGAGCCCCCGCCCUACCAGGGCCCCUGCACCCUCCAGCUGCGGGACCCUGAGCAGCAGCUGGAGCUGAACCGGGAGUCGGUGCGUGCCCCCCCCAACAGAACCAUCUUCGACAGUGACCUGAUGGACAGCGCCGUGCUGGGCGGCCCCUGUCCCCCCAGCAGUAACUCGGGCAUCAGCACCACGUGCUACGGCAGCGGCGGGCGCAUGGAGGGGCCGCCCCCCACCUACAGCGAGGUCAUCGGUCACUACCCCGGGCCCUCCUUUCAGCACCAGCAGAGCCACGGGCCGCCUUCCCUGCUGGAGGGGACCCGGCUCCAGCACCCACACAUCACCCCCCUGGAGAGCAAAGAGAAGGAGAAACAGAAAGGACACCCCCUCUAGGAGCCGGGGGUGGCCAGGGCCACUGUGGGUAAGAAGGCAAACACUCCGCACUUCCUAGAAGAGAAGAGAGGAGACCAGGGCGACACACGGGAACCGCAGCGUGUGACACCCCCACCUCUCCGUGUAUAAAUAUUUACGUGUUAUGUGUGGUCUGAAUGCACAAGCUCAGAAAGCUUGCAAAAAACAAAACAAAAAAAAAUUCCACGUUUCUUUGUUGAGCCGUGUCUUGAAGGCAAAAGAAAAAAACCUACAGUAGUCUUUUUUUUUUUUGUUCUAGUUGAGCUGCGUGCGUGAAUGCUUAAUUUUCUUUUGUUUAUGAUGAUUUCACUUAACUUUAAAGACAUAUUUGCACAAAACCUUUGUUUAAAGAUCUGCAAUAUUAUAUAUAUAAAUAUAUAUAAAAUGAGAGAAAACUAUGUGCGAGGGCAGGAGUAUUUUUGUAUUAGAAGAGGCUUAUUAAAAAAAAAAGUUGUUUUCUGAACUAGAAGAGGAAAAAAAUGGCAGUUUUUGAGUGCCAGCUCAGAAAGUGUGUAUUACCUUGUAAAGAAAAAAAAAAAAAUUCAAAGCAGGGGUUUAGAGUUAUUUAUAUAAAUGUUGAGAUUUUGCACUAUUUUUUAAUAUAAAUAUGUCAGUGCUUGUUCGAUGGAAACUUCGUCAUGUCUGUCGAGAGUUGGAGGGGGAAGGUCUGAGUUGGAGAGUGGAGGUCAGGCCCCAGCCCCGCCCCCGCAGCGCACUGCCUACGUCCAGUGUAGGUGGACACUGUGCUGUCCGUUUCCUGCCAAAGGGGGGACACGUGUUUUCCCUCUGGGCCAGAAUCGCUUUUGGGAUUCAAUCCAAAGUUACCCAGAGGCACCAGGGUCCAGGUGGUGGUUUUGCCUUUCCCAAAAUGAAAUAAACCGUUACCGAAGGAAUCUUAGCUUUGCUUCCUGUUCCGAGCUGCGGAGGUCCCCGUGGGAAGGGGCGCAGCCCCUUGCAAGCCGCAGCAGUCCCUGUCCUUGGCGCCCAGGGCAGGCCGAGGGUCAGGUGCCAUGUGGGUGCUGAAAGCUUUGGGCUGGCGCAGUCGCCCAGCGUACAGGAAGGACCCGGGUAUUAGCAACCUGACCUCAUCCCGAGGCCUUGGCCAUCUCGAUUUUCACAACUAACAGAUGACCCGAGGUGAAAGGUGAUGAGCCCCGGUUUCUUCCGGGAUGUGUGAUCCACGUGUUAGUAAAGAAAAAGACAAAACUCAAACCAGCAUACACCCGAGCGCCAGGCUCUCGCAGAAAUCCUUACCCUCUCCUGCCCCUCGUCCUCCCUGUCGUCUGGGACACAGCUGUCUGUCGUGUGUCUGUCUGUGAUUCCAGGGUCGUUUUGUGUGCCAGGCUUUUGCUGAUUGGGUUUGAGAUGCCUGGCCCCCGUGUGGCGGUGGCAGUGUGGCAGGGCAGAAGCAGGCACACUUAACUAGAGGUGAUCACGGUCUCUGUCUUGUCUCGGGGUGGGGAUGGCCCUGGGUCCCACCUCGCUCUGGGGUCCAGCGGCCCCCUCUGUGUCCUGGGGGUUACUGCUUUUGAGACAUCCCUGUCACCCUCGUGCUUCCCCACGGCGGAUGCCCCCUGCUCAGGGAGGUCACCCCUCCGGUCCUGGCAUCCUUUUUGUGCGUAAUUCCCACUUGAGUUGAAAACCUAGAAAAUGGACCCCAUUUGCACACGUGGCGUCAGCCACAACUUGGGCUGAAGUCUCCUGUCCUGGAGCCAGACGCCUGUGCUCUGCGGGGUGUGGUCUGUGUGUGCUGGAGUGGGGGUGUCCUUGGCAGCAUGAAUUGCUCUGCUUGUCCCCAGCGUAGGCCUCUAGGGUUCCCAGGCUCAUGCCUCACUGACACUGCCCGGGCUUGGGGAAGUGGGGUGCAUCCCCAGGAGUCAGCUGGGGGGUUCCAGCUCUCAAAGCUGCCAGUGGAGCUGAGCUCUUGGCUUCUGCAGACCCCAUUUCUCCCCUAGGUGUAGGCUGAGUGUCCUUACCCUCGAAGUGUCCAUCAGGAGCCCCUGCCUCUCCAAAGACAGGAAGUUAGUGGGGAUGCUGAGUGUCUGGCUGGAGGAAGACCAGAUUGACUGGGGGGCUCUGUUGCCCCAUCCUGGGCUCAGAAGACCGAGGGACGUGGCUCUCCCCAUCCUACCCUUUGUUCUCUGCCUGUCGACCCCCACAUUUCCUGCAGAGAAAAGUCCCUGCCUCUGCAAACCCGGGUCUAGAAACAGACUUAGCGAAUCGCACUGAGAGCCAGGCAUCUUGCAGAAGCCCAGCAUUUUUUGGCAAAAAGCUGGACAUGACCCCUUUGACCACGUGGGGUAAGGCACAAACCACAACCAUGUCCCUGUCCUCGUCUGUUCUGUCCCUGUGUGUUGUAUGUUUCAGAUUAUUAUUAUUUUUUCCUAUGUACAACACAGCUCCCAGAACCAUGAAGCCCCAGUGAUGGGGAAAGGAGACGCGUGGGGUUUGUCGUGUUCUCUGGACACUGCGCUCGGGGCGACGCUCUGCUCGGAGCUCCGAAGGCCAGCGCCGCCUUCCCGUCCUGCUGCCUGACUGCGGCUGUCUGUCUGUCGUGCUGACCGCCAUGCUUGCAUGUUGCCUCCGGGGCGUUAGAACUCUUCCCCCGCCGCCCUGUGUCCCCGUUCUGUUCAAGUUAAACUCUGUUAGCUCCCCGCGCUCGCCAGGCGCAGCACCCGGGCUGCUGCCGUGAAGACUUUGUGUCUGGAAACUCAUCCGCAGGCCUGAAGAAAUUGCUUGUUGUGUAUCAGUAAUCAUUAGUGGCAAUGAUGACAUUUUGAAAAGCUGCAAUACUUAUACAAUAAAUUUUACAAUUCUUUGGAACAA
Molecule: messenger RNA, 3837 nt
Organism: Cavia porcellus (domestic guinea pig)
Lineage: Eukaryota; Metazoa; Chordata; Mammalia; Rodentia; Caviidae
Gene: Pmepa1
Product: prostate transmembrane protein, androgen induced 1
Exons: 4
Coding region: 142-993 (283 amino acids)
Biological process (GO): negative regulation of transforming growth factor beta receptor signaling pathway
Cellular component (GO): Golgi membrane; early endosome membrane
Molecular function (GO): R-SMAD binding
Source: RefSeq, a predicted model, not a curated record